Molecule: messenger RNA, 609 nt
Organism: Protopolystoma xenopodis
Lineage: Eukaryota; Metazoa; Platyhelminthes; Monogenea; Polystomatidea; Polystomatidae
Source: the annotation of a GenBank genome assembly
GGAAGAUUGGAGCUCGUAAGGCUGCUAGCACAGAGGGGAAUGGACAUUAACGAAAAUGACGGGGUAAGUCACCUUAUAUCCCGAAUCGCUUAUCAGGAAAAUUGGUCGCCAUUGAUGAUCGCAGUGUCCGCUGGGCACACUGAGGUCGCCAAAUUCCUUGUCGAUUCAAACUGCAAUGUUAACAGUGUUAACUCUACGGGGCAGACCGCAAUGCACUACGCUGCAUCCAAGAAUAGACUUGAGAUACUCUCUACCCUGCUGAGUCCGAAUACACACGUUGAUCAUCGUGAUUCCGCUGGCACAACUCCACUACACAGGGCCAUUUCCAAGGGUCAUAUGGCAUUUGCAGAAAUAUUGCUGACUAUGCAUCUUACAAAUGAACAGACGGAGCACGAGUGUGACCCUAAAAGGCUUCCGAAGCCAGCAUCAGCAAACACCUGUGACGACCAGGGCCAGACCCCACUACAUUACGCAUGCGAGGAAUGCAACAUUCCGGCGAUUCAACUGUUGUUGAAGCACGGGGGAGACAGUGACCAAACGGCACUUGAUCUGGCACCCGCACAACUAAGACCGAAAAUAGAAAAACUCGCCAGGCGCAUUGGGGCUUGA